Solanum lycopersicum (tomato) is the source of this 1722-nucleotide messenger RNA. RefSeq names its product histone transcription regulator 3 homolog. The record is from RefSeq and is a predicted model, not a curated record. NCBI's taxonomy places the organism in Eukaryota, Viridiplantae, Streptophyta, Magnoliopsida, Solanales, Solanaceae.
UAGACAUAAUAAUUUUAAAAGAAUCAAUUAAUUUCUCGAAAAUUGAAAGAACUUAAUUGAAAUUGAAUAAAAAAAACUAUAUGAUAAUUCCUAAUCAUCUUCAAAUCUAAUGAGUUUAUCGAGUUGUUCGAAAUGUAAGAAAAUAUUUAGAUAAAAUUUUAAAACUAAAGAGAGUAAAACUAGUAGUAAUAAAAAAAACAGAAGGUGAAGUUGUGGUAAAAAUAUACUGAAAAUAAGAAAUUAGUUAUUUGAUGCCAUUUGCUCCAUGUCGUAAGUGUAUGCAUUAAUUAGUACUAGUAGGUAAGAUCUCUAUUUUUCACAUAACAAUAUCAUUAUUAAUUAAGAUAUUAAUCUGUAUUUUCUGGUGAGUAAAUAAAAGGAAAAUGAAACGUAAUGGUUCUAUAUACAAUUUGAGAUGGGUUGCAAAAUAAAAUGGGUUGCAAAAUAAAAUUUGUGCGGUAUGAGAAAUUAAAAAGAAAAUAGUUUUUGGAGGGAAAAUGGAUUGAGAAUUAACGGUAAAUUCAAGAAUCAAGAAGUGACUUUUCUUCAUUCUUGUGCAUUUUUCGUCAUUGAUUCAACAAUGGAUAGAUACUAUUCACUUGAACACAACCCUGAAGCGAUCCCUCCUAAUGAUACCAUCCACUGCCUUACUUUUGGGUGCAGAAUGCAAGUUGCAUCCUUCAACGAUUAUAUUCCGAUGUCUCGAUCAAGAGGAAUAGGGCUCUUUAAUUCGGUGAUUAAUGUUAAUGUAUCAGACAACGUGAGUAAUCAUCUUGGAACUACCGUAGCCAACAUUUACUGUAGCCAAUGUGAUAAAAUGAUCGGGUGGAAAUUUAUUGCAGUCACCCAAGCGUCGGAGUAUAUUACAGAAGGGAGAUUCUGCAUGAGAUUGGACAAGCUUAGUUUUUCGAAUUGUGUAGCGAUGAUUCUUUCAAUCCAGGAACGAAAUUUCCGGGCUAAUGAGGAAAAUGCAGAUCAAGAUGCAGAGACAACUGAUGGAGAAGGAGACUCUAAUGAUCCAGAUUUAGGCACUAAUAACCAAAAUAUUGAUCAAGAUGGAGACACAGCUGAUGAAGGUUUAGGCGCUAAUGAGCAAAAUGUUGAUCAAGAUGGAGACUCUACUGAUCAAGAUGGUGACACAGCUGAUGAAGGUUUAGGCACUAAUGAGCAAAAUGUUGAUCAAGAGGGAGUCUCUACUGAUCAAGAUGGAGAAACAGCUGAUGAAGGUUUAGGCGCUAACGAGCAAAAUGUUGAUCAAGAUGGAGACUCAGAUGAAGAAUAUGAUGGCGCUAUUUCUAGUUACUUGAUGCAUUUCCUCGGUCAAAAUGUUGAUCAAGAAGGAGGCGCUAAUGAGCAAAAUGUUGAUCAAGGUGGAGGCGCUAAUGAGCAAAAUGUUGAUAAAGGUGGAGGCACUAGUGAGAAAAAUGUUGAUCAAGAUGGAGGCCGGCCAAUGAAACGACCGAAGAUAUAGAUCAAGUAGCUGACGGAAUAGAUGAAAAUGCAGACAUUGAUAGGCUACUCAUUCUGAUAUUCUGCUUAUACAAAAUGCUAUGAUUCAUAAUUGUGUGAUAUUCUGUUUUGAGAUUGUACUGCACAUGGUAUUACUUCAGGUUGGAAUAAGUCAAUCUGAAAGUACCAUUCCAUUAGUUUCUUGAUACAAUUCAUCUGUCGAGCAUUUGAGUAUAAUCGACUACUUGAUUACUGAUAUUUCCUUUGAUUUUA